Cornus florida is the source of this 1131-nucleotide messenger RNA. RefSeq lists its product as uncharacterized. The transcript has a single exon. Lineage: Eukaryota; Viridiplantae; Streptophyta; Magnoliopsida; Cornales; Cornaceae. The coding region runs from base 1 to 1131 and encodes 376 amino acids. The record is from RefSeq and is a predicted model, not a curated record. Gene Ontology annotation, molecular function: double-stranded DNA binding. Gene Ontology annotation, biological process: regulation of DNA-templated transcription; chloroplast organization. Gene Ontology annotation, cellular component: chloroplast.
AUGACUAUAUAUAUCUGCAAAAGUCUCAUCUCACUCUCUCUCUCAAGAACUCUUCACAUCUCAACAAAACUCCAAUCUCUCUUCUCUUUAUCCUAUUCUUCUCUUCCACUCCAAAAACCCUCCAUUGCGGUGGCCGAUUACUUGAUUGAUAGACACAAAUUUUCUCCUGAAACUGCUUCGAAAGUCUCUUCUGUCGUAAAGUAUGUGAAAAGGCCUGAAGAGACCGAUUCGAUUCUCUCAUUUCUCCAGGAAAGUGGUUUUUCCGAUACCCAUCUCGAGCUUCUCAUCAAACGCAUGCCUAGACUUCUCUCUGCAAAUCUUGAGCGGACCAUCAAACCGAAAAUCAAGUUAUUUCAAGACUUGGGCUUUUCUUGUUGCGAAUUUGUGAAAAUUGUUUCAUCUAACCCACGGAUUAUAACUGGUAGAGUUGAUAAUAAACUUGGCCCGUCGAUUUUAGCAUUGAAGAGUGUUUUGGGUUGGAAUAUGGAUGAUGUGUCUAGGGUUUUAAAGAAAUAUGGGAGGAUUUUGAUCUAUGAUUUGUCGAAAACUAUGAUACCCAAUAUUGAAUUUUUGAAGAGUUGUGGUAUUAGUCCGUCGCAAAUAGCUCAAUGUGUCUAUAUUUUCCCAAUAUUUUUCAUUCAUAAACCGACCAGAUUUAGAGAAUGGGUUAAGCGGGUUGAUGAGAUGGGCAUUGACAGGAAGUCUAAGAUGUUUCUUUAUGCGAUUCGGGCUAUUGGUUCGAUGACUAAAGAGAAUUGGGAGUUGAAAUUGGAGUUCUUCAAGAGUUUGGGAUUUUCAGAAGAUGACAUUUUGUCAGUUUUUAGGAAACAGCCUCAUGUGUUUGCUGUGUCAGAGAGGAAAAUUGAGGCCGUAACACAGCUUUUCCUCAGCACAGGCAAAUGUGAUAUCUCAUAUGUUGUUAAUAACCCAGACUUACUUGCUCGCAGUAUUGAGAGUAAGCUUAAGCCACGGUUAAGAGUUCUGGAUGUUUUGGAAAGCAGGAAUUUGCUUCCUAAAAAGCCUAGUUUGGCGUAUGCAUGCAAGAUCACUGAUAAAAAGUUCUAUGAGAAAUAUGUACUCCCUUAUUCAAAUGAAGUUGGCGAAUUAUUUGUGGUUAAGAAGGCCUCAUAG